AUGAAGCAAACGUAUUACGAUCCAAAGGUAGCUGAGCCAAUUGGAUCCGAGUCAAUGGAUGAUAGUAAGCUGGACGACAUGGUUCAAUCGUUGCCCCCAGUUGACCCUUUGUUAGAUACUCCCUUCCCGUUCAGGAGUGCAGACGUGGAACAAGGUGACACGUUUGCCACAGAGAACAACGCUGGGCCUACGCAGUCCGCAAGGACUAACGUGAACUUCUUGCCCCCACAUCAAUCAUUGUUCGAUGCCUUACAGAGCUCUAACCUGAACAUGGUUGAGGAGAUUGACCCUUUGAGACGAAGCAACCAACCGGAAGAAUGUUCCCCUUCUUGUUGGAACCAGGAGUUCUCCGUGACUGCGUGGCAAAUGGUCCACCGAGACGAUGUGAAGUUGCAAAAUCUUUGGACCCACACAAAAAUGUACGGAACAGGCAGUAGACGUGUUCCAGGUACGGGGAACGGUGAAUCAGUGCUGUCCAGCUCAGAGUACGAGGAGACCGACCUUCCAGAUACCCCUCUCCUCAACGAAGACGAUAUAGAAGAGCGGAACGAACAUGAUACUAUUCUGAUGAUUGCAGAAGAUGAGAAUUUGAAAGACACCGCCACCGUGAGUUCCGGCAGACAGUCUUCAUUUGUGAUGCCAAAAGUAUCGCUUCCGGAUUCAGGUGCCUCCAACUCCAAGUCAAUAAGCUGGAAUGGUAAACAUGCUAGGAUCAAAGUGCAAGUGGUCGGGAACUGUGCCGAGAGAUUAUUAGCACGUUUGAUACCCUAUCGAAAGACGUUAUGGAUGUUGGACUUUGUCGAAAGCGGAGCCGAUAUUCUGGUCUUGCUUUUGAACAAGGAUAAUGUUGUACUUCCUCGGAUAUUGAAUAAACCCUUUCUGCCAAUAAUAAUUAAGGAUGACGAUGCAGAAUUCAGUUCAUCGAUAGACACCACCUCAUUAUUUGAUAAUUAUAAUACUAAGAGCACGGCAAGAUCAUCAUCAUCAUCAAUUAUUUCGGAGCCAUUGGAACUGAAGUCUAUAGACGAUGAUCUGUUUGACAUAAUCCACGCUCUUUCAAAUAUGGAGCUGGAUUUCUGUGGCGAAGAAUCUUUCCAGCACAUUAGCACACAAACGUCCACCAUAGCUUCCUCCAAACAAGCAAGAUCUAGAAGGUCUUCGUCCAGACUUGCACAGCGCCGUAAGCUUCACAAGCAGACACAAAUGAGCCAGUCUCGUGAAAAGCGGUCUCACCAACGAUGCAGUUAUGAGUAUAUCAACUGGAUAAGACGACAGCUUACCCUUGGCCUUACAUUGGGCUUGAUAUCCAUUUCUUACUGUAUCUGGUCGUUCAGUAGUGAUCACAACAAGUUACAUGGCUAUCACCAUAUGAACGGAGUGUGGAUGCGCUGCACUGUAUAG
Messenger RNA from Komagataella phaffii GS115, 1401 nucleotides. RefSeq lists its product as uncharacterized. Lineage: Eukaryota; Fungi; Ascomycota; Pichiomycetes; Pichiales; Pichiaceae. Bases 1 to 1401 code for a protein of 466 amino acids. The transcript has a single exon. The record is from RefSeq and is a predicted model, not a curated record.